AUGGAGAGGCCAACAGGAAGAGGAGGUCCUGGUGCGGACAUGAUUUUAUCAAAUUAUAGACUCGGAAAAACUCUCGGUAUUGGUUCAUUUGGGAAAGUGAAAAUUGCACAACACAUAUUGACUGGACAUAAAGUUGCUAUCAAAAUCUUGAAUCGUCGUAAGAUUAAGAGCAUGGAUAUGGAAGAAAAAGGUAUUUUUUUGCUGUUGAACAAGAAAAAUUUUACUCUGUUCUACAUGAAUGUGAAAUUUACCGAACAUUUUUUGAUGUUAAAGCUGAAAUAUGUAUCACAUUAUACCUUUUAGUCAUCUAUAUGAUGUAUUUCUGGAUUCUCUUUUCGAAUCAUUCAUUAACUGAAAUCACCAAAUAUUUGGCAAACUUUUCGAGUAAUGUAUUUAUGAUUGCAUCCUUUUUUUUCUGUUUACCUUUUCUCUUAUUGAAAAUGGUAGAAAAUGUACUGGGUCUCAAGUUUCUCUCAAUGGUUUCUGUGGUUUUGGCAAUGAUGAAAAAUAACCGAGAGAAUAGCGUUGUAGAGAAUACAUCUCUGGGAGAUAUAACAGUAGCCGUUCAGUGCUUUGAUACUUCAACAAGAUCCUCAAUUUGUAUUUCCUCUGCACCCCCAGCUGAAAGGUAUUACUAACAUUUUGAAGAUUGGUAAUUCCCUCCCUGAUAGGAUAUUUUGGACUAUUAGAUUUUUCUAAGCAAACUAAUGAGAGAAGUUUCACCCGGUGAAUGUUUCUGUUUGUAUACAUGGUUCUUUACCAUGUGAAAUAUCAGAAGAGGUUUUCGGGAAAGAAAUUUUUUCAGUAAUUGGUUGUCUAAGAAAACAGUUAUUUCUCUAUAGCAAGCAUUCUUUAUCUGGAAUGCAAAACGCUCUAUUAAAUAACUCGUUUUCAUUUAGUGUCUUCAGGUCUGUUAGUUAUCAGUGAUUUUUUUAAAUGGGCCAUAAUGAUUGAUGCUUGCCAUGUUUCAUUUGCAGUCUGAGGUCUCUUGCCCCAUAUUUUACUGUUGGGCACUCCUUUCUUUAACAAUCACUAUCUUGUUUUUGUUAAAAUCUUAAAAAUGAUAGUAUGAUAAUUAAUUUUCUUCAGAAUUUUUUAAACUAUUUUGAUCGUUCUCGUCAUAUUACAGUGAGACGUGAAAUGAAGAUAUUGAAAUUAUUCAUGCACCCUCAUAUCAUACGCCUUUAUGAGGUAAUUGAGACACACACCGAUAUCUAUGUUGUGAUGGAGUAUGUGGCGAAUGGGGAGCUUUUUGAUUUCAUAGUAGAGAAGGGUAGACUACAAGAACAUGAGGCUCGCUGUUUUUUCCAGCAGGUAAAUAAUCCCAAAUCAGAGAGAAACCAGUGAUUUAAUGAACUGCUCAUCCAUUAGUAAUGAUUGGAGAACACUUUUUAAGUUCUUCAGUUAUGAAUCGAACAUUUCAAAUGCGUUUUGCUCCAUUUAGCAGAGUAUCUUCUGUUCUUUGGCAGAUAAUAUCUGGAGUGGAGUACUGCCACAGAAAUAUGGUGGUCCACCGAGAUCUGAAGCCUGAGAAUUUACUACUGGAUUCAAAAAAUAAUGUCAAAAUUGCUGAUUUUGGAUUGAGUAACAUAAUGAGGGAUGGUCAUUUUCUAAAGACAAGUUGUGGGAGCCCAAAUUAUGCCGCCCCUGAGGUACAUAAUUCAUAUAAUGCUUCUGGAUUGUUAAUUACGACUGAAAAUUGUAAUUCUAAUACUCGAAUGAUUAUCCCUAAUCAAAUUUUUAGGUGAUCUCCGGAAAAUUAUAUGCUGGGCCUGAAGUUGAUGUAUGGAGUUGUGGUGUAAUAUUGUAUGCCCUGCUUUGUGGUACUCUUCCCUUUGAUGACGAGAAUAUUCCCAAUUUGUUUAAGAAGAUUAAGGUUCAGAUAAUAUUUCCCUCUACACGCCUGUUUUUUCAUUCUUUGAUCUUUUUCAAACGUACAAAAGAGCCACUCUAGUUUUAAAAUGCUUACUCUGUAGGGUGGGAUAUAUACUCUACCAAGUCACCUGUCGGCUGGAGCCAGAGAUUUGAUCCCCAGAAUGCUUGUUGUUGAACCAAUGAAACGAAUGACUAUAUCCGAUAUCCGUCAGCACCCAUGGUUUCAAGCUCAUCUUCCUCGUUAUCUUGCAGUGCCUCCCCCAGAUUCAAUACAACAAGCCAAGAAGGUGUUUUUUCUUUUACUCUAAUGCAGAAUCAGACAAUCUGUCGUGAACUUGUGGUUUAUAACUUUUUUAUUAUAAGUACCAGUGUACUACUACAUCUUGAACUGCAAUGAGGAGCGCGUCAAGCAUUUUAAGACAGAUCUUCCGAACGCGGUCGAGAUAGAAUUAUUGCUUCAAGGAGCUGCAAUAUCUCCUGAUUUAUGUACAGUGGAGUAGAUUUUAUGCAAGUCUCCGAUGUCUCUUAGCAAAGAUUAGCACAGUCCGAGUUGUAACUUUUUAAUGCAUUUUUUUUGUCUAGACAUAGUUUUUUUUCCCGGCAUGACUUUUUAUCUCUGAAAUGUACCUUUUGCAUGGACGUGAAAGAUUCACAGACGAUAGUAUCUCCUUGGUCUCACUAAGGUUGGCGUGAGAUGCAUCGUCUGUCUUUCCAACAUAACUGAAAUUCUCUUUGUUUGUUACUGGACUUCAUAUCGUUAUCAUCUACCUUUUCCUGUUUUGUCAGUUGGGGGUGACUGAUUAUGAUUUGAGAUAUAAAAUGUCUGAAGAUGUCAGGUGUUUUGACUAGUUACCAGCUCCUUUUCUGGGAAAUCCCAGUCUCAUGCUAGCUUACAUAGGGAGUACCUCCUAAUGGCAUGUGACGAUAUUGCAUGAAGAUUAGUUGAUUCUUAAGCAGAACCACUGAUGCCAUAUGAUAAGGGAGAAGAUGUGAUAAGAUCCCAGAUCAAAGAACUACGAAUAAUUCGUAUUAGAUGAAAAACAGUCAGUAGAACAGAAAUAAACAAAGAUAAAGAACAGUAGAAGAACCCAGAACAGAUGGGAGCGUCACAUACAACCCUCCAAACCUUCUCGUCGAUCCAUGAGAUACUAACACCGAUUUUUCCUCCUCUCUCCUUCCUGAUCCGCCCCUCCUUAUAUCCUCUCCUUUCCCUCUCUUAUUUAGGCAGUUAGUCUCCUGCCAUAAUUGCUCUUACUACAACCGCUCUUUGCCAUAACUGUGCCUUCCCUCAAUCAUGCUAACCAUUAUUGAUUUAUUGGGCUUUGGGCCUUCUUCCUUCUAGCAUAUGUGCGUGGAGCCUUAUCAAGAUGAUAGACAGCACUUGUAACAAUCCUUUCCCAUCUAAUUCCGGCUCACCGAAUUCAUCUCACUUGAUAUUUUUCCUGCUCUUCCUCUACUGUCUACCUCCCCCCCUGCUCCAAAGAAAAAGUUUAUACUAUCGUUCCGUUUUUGCUUGUCAUCAUAUGCCCUCAUAGUUGGUCAACUUGUCUUUCUGACUGUGUGCCCAGCUUGGAAAUGUGUACCUGUUUAAAGCAUUCAAUGCCCAUAUGUACCGUGUGGGUAUGUAUAUACCAUGGAAAUCUGCACUGGGGAUGCCGUUUUGUCAAAAAGUUCUCUGGCCUUGGACUAGUAUAUUUCAGUGUUUCUGAAUAUGUGGUACAAUUCACUCUAAACUGAAGGCAUAUGGUGAUUUUUUAUGAGACCCAUAAAUGUGAAAUCAGGCUUUCUCUUUGUUUAAUGUUUUUUUACUUGCAUCAAAUAUAAUUGUUAUUGUUCUUUUUUGUCCAGUUUGAUGAGGAAAUCCUCCAAGAUGUAGUUGCAAUGGGGUUUGACAGGAACCAGCUCGUUGAGGCUCUUCACAAAAGACUGCAAGAUGAUGUAUCUCCUUAAAAGUUGUGUUUCUCUCUAGAAUGUUUGUUUCUUUAUACUAACGCAUUUGCUCUUACUUCAUGUCAUAGGCAACUGUUGCAUACUACUUGCUACUGGACAACCGUUUUGAUGCUUUCAGUGGUUACCUUGGAGAUGAUUUCCAAGAAGCUAUGGUUUGUAUAACAUCUCAGGGAAAACACUCCCACUACUAACCCCGAGCAAGUUGAGCUGUGGAAUUUUUGCACUUCUGCAUAAAUUCUAAAUGGGUAAAUUCAUAGUGUUUGCAUGGAUAUCUUACAACAGGAGUGUGGUCCUGCUGGAAUGGUUUCACCUUCGGCUACAUCAAUUGGUCAUCACCAAGGGAUGGGGCUACAAUCGCAUUUUCCUUUGGAAAGGAAGUGGGCUCUUGGACUUCAGGUUGAUUUGGUGCGCUUCUUUUUUUUUUUCCCCUUAAAUGUGCUCUACAUUCAUUUUACUGAUUGGGGUAACCCUUUUUGGCCACUGAUGUGGCCUUCAUUUGUGGAUGAAAGUCUCAGGCUCAUCCACGCGAGAUAAUAACGGAGGUUCUUAAAGCUCUGCAAGAAUUGAAUGUCUGCUGGAAAAAGAUUGGACAUUAUAGUUGGAAGUGCAGAUGGUUUCCUGGUGGCCUGAAUAAUUCCGAAAUCAUAGAGAAUGCUCACUCCCAUGCUGAUCGUAGCUUUGGAGAUGAAUCUACUAUCGUUAAAGAUGAUGCUGCUAUGAUGCCACCAAACACCGUAAAGUUCGAGGUUCAGGUACGCAUGUCUUGUCUGCCUCCGAUUACGACAUAAGCAAUUGCAAAAACAAUUGGAAUUAGGAUUGUUUUCUGUUGCAUGAAUAGAUUGUUUACUUGAGAUUUAAGACGAAAGCUCUGUGAUAAAGUUUCAUGGUAAGUUAGUACAAAAAAUUAUUAAUUUUCGGUGCAGCAUAUUUUACUCGUGCCUUCUCUGUACUUUCUUCGGGGAAGAAAGUAAUAUUUUGCUUUCCUGAUCACAUUAUUUUAGUCCCAUCUUUCUACCUUUUCACGGGAGUAACAUGGAUGAUGUGCGAAAGUGCCUGUAGAUAAACCUAUGAAAAAUCAUUUAGUGUGCUUGUAUUAGGACGUUAUCGUUUUGUUUUGGUUAAUUUAGCUUGCAUUUUUAUUUUAUGUAUUUAUUUUACUAUUAACCUCUUUAUUGAGGAAGAAAACUGCUCCAAUCCUAGAACUGAGGAAAGAUAAAUUCCAAUAAUUCACGCCCUUGUUUAGCUUCCUCCUCCCACGAAUGAUUAAAUUUAUCUGACGAGCAUGAAAACCCCUCCUAACACAAACCCGAAUAGCUGGAAUGGAACAACAUUCCUUCACUCACUGAACCCUAAGCGAUAAUGACUUUCAAGCUGCACCUUUGAUGGGUUUACCCAAGUGGGUUUAAAGAGCUUCCCUUGUUUCUGUAUCACUCACUAUCUUGGAGGGAUUCAAAUAGCUGAAAAGCUUCUAAUUGUGCUUUUUUUUGGAGCAAAACUGGAAUCCAUUAAAUAUCUUGGAGGGAUUCACCUUUGAUGGGUUUUAAAGAGCUUAUUUUGUUUCUGUAUCACCAACUAUCUUGGAGGGAUUCAAACAGCUGAAAAGUUUCUAAUUGUGCUUUUUUAGAGCAAAACUGGAAUCCAUUAAAUAUCUUGGAGGGAUUCACCUUUGAUGGGUUUAACCAAGUGGGUUUAAAGAGCUUUCCUUGUUUCUGUAUCCCUAACUAUCUUGGAGUGAUUCAAACAGCUGAAAAGUUUCUAAUUGUGCUUUUUUUUGUGAGCAUAAGCUGGAAUCCAUCAAAUUGUUGGGCUUCCUUCUCAAUUUUUUGGGAUACGGCUCCAUAACUUCCAUCCUCGGAUGUGAGGACUGGAUCUCUCUGUUUCUUAACGUCUUCAGAUGAGUUGGGAUCUUCUCAGACCAAGUAGGAUCAGAAUUGAUAGAUAGAUCCUUUUUUGAUCCUCCACUCUCAGUCCUCUUCAUCAGAUGGCAACCACAGAAAACGAUCCAAUGAGGUCUGAAUUCAAACAGAAUUGACAUUGAUUUUUUUCUGAAUUGUUUGACCAACAUCAUUCUUCCUCUAUCAUACAAUGAUAGUGGCAUCCCACCUGAGAUGAAAGAUAGUCGUUGGUUCUUCAAAGAUGUGGCAAAGUCAACCGCUUGCAUCAUAUUGCUGAACGUUAGAAGCCGCCAUUUUUUUCUCCGUUAUGUUUCGGUCAUUGCUGAUGAACAUCCAUCUGUUUGCAGCUCUACAAGACUCGAGAGGAAAAAUAUCUCCUUGACCUGCAGAGAGUGCAGGGCCCGCAGCAUCUCUUCCUCGACCUCUGUGCUGCCUUCCUUUCUCAACUGAGGGUCCUAUGA
Spirodela intermedia is the source of this 6181-nucleotide messenger RNA. The record is from the annotation of a GenBank genome assembly. NCBI's taxonomy places the organism in Eukaryota, Viridiplantae, Streptophyta, Magnoliopsida, Alismatales, Araceae.